AAACACACACUCGUAGAUGCGCUGAGAUUCUGAUGAGAGCUGCGAGAUUUUACCGACUGGCAACCACUGAUAACAACCAUUAGCAGCACCAGUCCUCAGAGCAGUUUUUAAGACCCAGCCUUCACCUUUGCAGAGCCUGGCAUCCUACUUCAGGACUUAGGGAGAACACUUGACAAAGGACAGCAAAGUGACCUCCAGCUUUUAGACUGCACCUGAUCCUUCAAAGAAAAGGGAACCUGACUCUGGAGCAGGAAAAGGAGCUAUCAUACCUCACUGCUGAAAUACGACCCAUUUGACUAAGAGGAAGAAGGGCUGAUAACUGUCUGUAAUACCUGGAAAAAAGAAGCAGCAUGCUUGCAAAAAUCCUUGAGGACAUGUGGGUGGAGCCUAAGGUGCUCGAGGCCCUCAGUGACGAGCAGAAGAGGAUCCUUUUCUUGAAGAUGAGAGAGGAACAGGUACGCAGAUGGAGAGAGAGGGAGGAAAGAGAAGAGAAGGGAGGAAGAGACAACAACACCGGGCCAAAGAAAGCUUACAAGAAACAUGUUAGCUGGCUGCUGGGUCGAGAUGGAGACGUGAGUGUCAGUGUGAUUGGUGAGGUGGAUGAGUUCAGGUCCUCAAAACUCCUCCAGAGCCUCAUGAACAACAGUGUCUGCAGUGAAGAUAUGAAUGGCAUCCAGACAGUGGACAUGCGGCCAGGAAGUGAGGCCCAACUGGGCUCAAAAGAAGACGUGCAGCUAGCACUCCCGGAAGAUGAUUCAGCCUCACUUAACAGUCUGUCAUCUGAAGAGGACAAUGACUCCUGCAGCACCUAUGGUGACCUGAAGGACCAAGAGAACAGUGGCAGUGAAUCAGAGAUUCCAUGCUGUGAAGGAAAAAAGACUGUGUAUGGAGGUCGUGUUGCACGGCUUAGGAAGGCAUUCACAGAUGAACCCUCUAUACCUGCCCAACCAGUACACCUACAGAAAAGAAACAUGCCUUUUCUCUACUAGGCCACUACUGCAACUACUACUACUCAAGGGUAUAUACCCUACUAAACUACACUGCCUGCUGACCCAAACUCUGUGCAGGAAACAUACUCAGUAGGAAUGAGGGAACAUUGGUUGGAGGAAAGGGGUCAUUACUUGAGCUUGAGUGAUGAAUUGAGACGCUCUUUUUGGGGCCAUGAUUUAAAAACCAACCUACGUGUGCUGGAGUGAGAAAAGACUUGAGAGCCGAUGAGCUGAAGUCAACAGACCCAUAUCAUCAUAUAGAGACAUGCAGAGCCUAUUCAGGAAAACUGUAAAAAAGAAUUGUUAAACGAGUGCCCUAUUAUAUAUUCUAUUAUGAGGCCUGCUGAGCUUAUCAGGAGCAUUGUAAAGUUUUUGUCUUGUUCAAGAGCAUUUCAGCAUUAUGUUAGGAGAAGACUAAACCACAAACUUUGACAUGUUUGGAUACAGAGCUUUAUGAUACAUGAACCAUAGUGGACUGAAGUGUUUUUAUUUGGGGAAAAUGCAAACCAGAAACACUGUGAGUCAUCAGCGUGCUGCUUUAAAAAACUAACUAUGACGACCAUUAUGACUAUUCUAUUCAUGUGCUGAUUAAGUAUUGAAUGGUACUGAAGGUUUGUACAGACAUUUAUGUUACCCCUAAGGGAAAUCCUGCUGACUUCAGUGAUUAUCUAUUUGUUCCUCAAAUGUUUUCUUUAUUUAAAUAAACGCUCCUUUUU
Cheilinus undulatus (humphead wrasse) is the source of this 1705-nucleotide messenger RNA. RefSeq lists its product as uncharacterized. NCBI's taxonomy places the organism in Eukaryota, Metazoa, Chordata, Actinopteri, Labriformes, Labridae. The transcript has 6 exons. Gene Ontology annotation, cellular component: cytoplasm. The coding region runs from base 351 to 989 and encodes 212 amino acids. The record is from RefSeq and is a predicted model, not a curated record.